GACCAUUAUAAACCAGAGAUUCUGUGAAUGAUUGCAGCUACUGGUUAAAGUUGACGGUAGGAGCCAAUCUUGCUCCAUGCAGUCCAGCUAGUAUGGCCUUCAUAUUACAUAUUCAAGGAAUUCAGGGUCAAGAUCUACAGGAUUUUAGUACUUGGCCAUUAUCUUUCACAAACAACGUAGAAGCCAUAUUCUACAUAGUCUCUGUCACAGAUAACAAUGUCGUUCACCAUCAGCUGAUCGACCUGCCAAAGUAUGACAAAGAGGUCUUCCUAGAAAUCAAGACUGCCCCGGACUCUGGGCCUGUUACCAUGACAAUACUGGGACUACAGAAGUUUGGAGAAGGAGUACAGGCUUAUUACACAGUGGUGGCUGAGGGGACACUGGAUAUUGUUAAAGAAGAAAAAGAGACAGAAUCUACAGAUACAGAUGAACCAGCUACUGUCAGGUUAGACAGAAGUGUAGGAGACAGAUGUGCUGAUGUAUUGUUUGAUUUGAAAAACGAGAACGGACCUGAUGUUCAGGUAUCUCACAAACACGGAUCCCGAUACUGGGUAAAGACUCCGUCUAGCCACGAAGAGGACCAAUAUACACAAAAACUUAUUUUAUUACAACACAUGCAGAAUCACCAGCUGUAUUUGAUAUUUACUCAGGGAAAUUGGAGUUUUAAGAGUAUACCAUUCACUCUACAGCCUGGAAAGGAAUACAGAUGUAUCGUACUUUACUCUUCCUACAACAGUAAUUCCCAUUGGUUAGACGUGGGUUCUAUGAUGGACGAUAACAACAAUGCAGUGUGUUUACCUGAGGAUCUUCGUCCACACGGUCUAGUUCAGGUUACCAAGGAAAAAGUUACAAGUAUUUAUUUUACAAAACAAGAACUGAAUGAAAUGAGGUUGAAAGCCAUUGAGUUUGUACAUCGCCGUGAACAACGAGUAGCUGCCAUUCCUUAUUUCUACAGGAACAAAUCAAUAAAAUAUUUUGAUGCUAUCAUGAUGAACGAUAAUGAUGGUAUUAUGUAUCCCAACCUUAAGGAUAAUAAUGGCGAUCGGUAUUCUAUUGUAAAUGAAAACAUUGAAGGUAUUUUCUUUAGCGCACUCUUACUGCCUUCAACUCUAAAGCCACCAAAAACUUCAAUUUUUGGCACUCGACGGUUGUAUGUUCGAUCUACAUUGCUGUUGAAUGAAAGUGUGAAAAUGUACUUUGCCGACUUUUAUUGCUAUAACAAUGUUGUUCAUUACGUCACAAUCGUGUUAACAAAGCCCGGAUCUGAAUCAGAUCAGUUCUGUGACAAGAAUCUAGUUCAGUUAAACGCUUACAGUAAUCCUUUCCUGCAACUGACAACGUUAGACGGUGUGCAGAAAGUUCUAGUGACAUUGAACGCUGUGAUAGAAAUAUUCUAUACAGAGCCUAUAGAUCUGAUGGCAAUGAGCUUACUUCCGGGUGCGACGAUGUACUCCGAUGUACAGUUAGCAGGUAGAGGAUCAAGUGUCGAAGGAGGCAUACCAAAGAAAGAUGACUGUGAUCUUUGUAAUGUUAGAACAAGCUAAGCGUUUAAUUGAAGGAGUGUGAUCGAUUGAUUUUGAUAUGACGUAAUUUGAGUUAGUGUUAUUUCCUUUGGUCGCCAUUUUAAAAGUGUAAACGGUUGAUUUUCUUAAUUGACUAACCAAGUCAAAAUAUAUGGAACACAUCAAAAAUAUCUCAUUUGCUCAUUUGGAUUUUAAAAAUGUCCCCUUGAACUUCACCUCACACCAACUUAUACUUCGAACUCACAUUGUGAUUCAUAUGAGUCUUGCAUGACAUUUUUCAUAUGAAUUUUAUGUUAAUUUUUUUUUAAAGCGAGUUUUUUUCAUGAUUUUAAACAAAUUCACGUCAAUUUCAUGUGAAAAAAAAAUCAUUUGUUCUUCGUGUAAAUUUCACGUAAGUUUCAUAUUAGAUUGAUGUUAAAUUCACAUGAUUUGAUUUCAAGUGAGUUUAUGUAUAAGCUCGUUUGAGAGAGAUUCACAUGAGUUUGAAAUUACAUGAAAUUGAUGGGAGUGAAAACGUUCCCGUGUACUUACAAGUCUAAUUAAAGAUAACUAGAUCGAAGUGGCUAAACGAAAUAAAAGAUUUAAAAGUCUACCGGUCAGUUGACAUGUUACAUUCGGUUGGUUUAUGUUGGAAAUUGUGCUCGUGUACCUUCGCCAUGAUUACAGAAUUUUAGCAUGGAAUCCUUGCUUUCUGCUCGAAAGCAGACUUUCUAACGAGAAGAACAUGUUGGCUCAGAUUAGUAAUUUUCUAACUCUAUUUUCGUUUAAGCCUUGUAUAUUUUAAAGUCAUCACUUCGAUCAAGAUCUGAUAUGAGUAUGUUGUAAUAUCAUUAAUCAUUUGAGAAAAUUGACCUGUUCCCCCGACAUCGCGUUGGUAAAUGGAAAUUUCCCAAACUCAAACUAUGUCAUUGCGAAACUUUCUUUAUGAAACUAUCAAUCCAUUCAAUGUACAUUGUAUGUACGUGUUUGUAUAUAUGAAUGGUGAAUAGGUGAUUGUAAUAAAUAGUGUAUGAAACAUUUUUAUAUAUAAUGAGAACGUGAAUGUGAGGUCAUGUAACUUUAUCUAUAGCCUUUGAUGAUUGUCAAUGUGUUGAGGAUAGAUGCAGACCUCUAAUAUGUUUGACCCUGUUGAUUUUAUGCAAUUCAUCGAACUGUUUAUUUGUACAAACGUUUAUGCUGUAUCAAUAUUGUAUUAUAUAUUUUACAAAAGUAACUGUUUCUUUUUUAUGAGGUAUGCAUUUUGUAUUUUGAAACGCCUCGAUGUCGAUGUGAACAAGGCGAAAACAAAAAUAUUUUAAAUAUAGCUAAUUUAAAAACUUUGGCGUAUGUUUGUACAAUUUUUUAAUUCUGAUUUUUGUUGUACAAAACAUAUUUGAAUUGAAUUAUACUUAUUAAUAACAAAAAUUUUUGUUAAACGGAUGUCAAGUAGGUUCAAUAUUUAAUAUUUAACAUUCAACAUUAAAAAAAAAUAUUUAUAGCAUUAAUUUUUUAACAUUCAAAAAAUCGACUUUCAACAUUCAAUUUCAACAUUCAACAUUCAACAUUCGUUUUCAUCAUUUGACAUUAGUUUUCAACAUUUGACAAUUCAUUUUGAACAUUGAAUUUUGUAUGUUGAAAACGUAUGUUGAAUAUUGAUUGUUAAAGAUCGAAUAUUGAAAACGAAAGUUGAGUAUUGAAAACGAAUAUUGCAUGGUGAAUGUUGGCAACGAAUGUUGCAUAAAAACGAAUGUUACAUAUUGAAAACGAAUGUUGAUUAUUGAAAAUCAAAAGCUGAGAAUCGAAUGUUGAAUAUUGUAAACGAAUAUUGAAUAUUCUUAACGAAUAUUGAAUAUUCUUAACGAAUAUUGAAUAUUGUAAACGAAUAAUAAUCAUUGUAAACGAAUAUUGAAUGUUUGUAAAUAGUGUUGAAUGCUGAAAACGAAUGUUGAAUAUCGAAAACGAAUAUUGAAUGUUGAAAACGAAUGUUGAAUAUCGAAAAUAAAUAUUGAAUGUUAAAAAUCAAAUGUUCGAAACGAAUGUUGAAUUUUGAAAACGAAUGUUGAAUUUUGAAAACGAAUGUUGAAUGUCGAAAACGAAUGUCGAAUGUUGAAAACAAAUGUCGAAUGUUGAAAACGGAUAUUGAAUGUUGAAAAUCGAAUGUUGAAAACGAUAGUUGAAAGUUGAAUGCUGAAAAUGGAAUGUCGAAAUUGAAUGUUGAUUAUUGUUAUCGAAGUUUGAAUGUUGAAAUCGAAUGUUAAAAACGAAUGUGGAAUGUUGAAAUCGAAUGUUAAAAACGAAUGUGGAAUGUUGAAAUCGAAUGUUAAAAACGAAUGUGGAAUGUUGAAAUCGAAUGUUAAAAACGAAUGUGGAAUGUUGAAAUAGAAUGUUGAAUGUUGAAAACGGAUGUUGACUGUUGAAAACGAAUGUUGAAUUUUUAAAAUAGAAUGUUCAAUGUUGAAAACACAAAUUGAGUUUUAAAAACGAACGUGGAUUAAUGAAAAUCGCGAAUAUUGAAAACGAAUGUUGUAUAUUGAAAACGAAUAGUGAAUUUUGAAAACGAAUGUUGAAUGUUGAAUGAAUGCUAAAAAUUGAACGU
This is a messenger RNA of Mytilus trossulus (common blue mussel), 4098 nucleotides long. RefSeq lists its product as uncharacterized. Gene Ontology annotation, cellular component: cytoplasm. The record is from RefSeq and is a predicted model, not a curated record. The transcript has 7 exons. Bases 93 to 1544 code for a protein of 483 amino acids. NCBI's taxonomy places the organism in Eukaryota, Metazoa, Mollusca, Bivalvia, Mytilida, Mytilidae.